Molecule: messenger RNA, 231 nt
Organism: Lachancea nothofagi CBS 11611
Lineage: Eukaryota; Fungi; Ascomycota; Saccharomycetes; Saccharomycetales; Saccharomycetaceae
Source: the annotation of a GenBank genome assembly
AUGACUACAGACGAUCAUAAUCAAGGUUUCCAAGAAUCGUCGGACUUUGUAGAAACCUUUAAGCAGUUGCAAGAAGGCGAGCAAACAGCUGAUAAGCUCGAAAAGAUGCUUGAUCAAUUGGAAGGAAAACUUGAUGAACUACUAUCACAAGCUAGCGAAACCAGCCAAACUACCAAUCAAAAAGAGCCAUGCGAAAAGAUUUUCUCUAUGAAUGAAGAUAGAAAAGAUUAA